GCCGUUCUGGUGCACAGCGGAAGAUGACACCUUCAGGAGGAGGGGGGUUCAGUUCCAUUCAUCCGCUGUGGCUCUCGGCGAGGAUAGGUUCAUUGCGGCAUAUAGGGAAAGACACAUUUGAAGGAGAACGUUCCCUGUCUCAUCCGACAGAGUGGACCUCCGCUCCACAUGCCAGCCCACCGCAGCAGGUGGUCCCGGCGCGAUACGGGUUACUGGCAGUGAGGGACAACUGUGUCCAUCAGCGCAGGAAGGCAACAAAGGCUAUAAAUAGCUGCGGUUUGAAGCCGUCCGCAGAGAGCAAGUAGAGUGAGUUGAGCAAACCAAACGGUUCGUGAUGAAACAAUGAAAAGAGCUGCUUUUUCUUUUGAGGGGUCGACGUCCUUAAGAGGAAUUAGAAACGUUUAAUGCAACGUUUGAAGACCGAAAAAAGGAAUACAAAAUGUGAAAAAUCUAUAGAAAUGAUAAACAAACCACACAGGACUAAAUGUUAAUUAUGUGUGCGUCACUGCAGUGUAUUCAAGUUUUAUUCAUCUUAAAUAGCAUGACUCAUUUUUGCAUAACGCUGCAGAUGUCAGUUGUGUGUGACGUUCACGCGCUGAUGGAGCCUCUCAUGCAAGAUGCCCGUCAGCACCAAACCAAGUGACAUCCACACACCGACGUUAUGAGCAAUCAAUCAGGGAUCAAACAGCCAGACUUGUAGGCAACAGCGAGGCAACAGGGACCUCAUGUGGUCAGAAGCAUGCAGUGUUUCCAGCAGUUUGCAGAAAAUACUCAACUGAGGAAAUCUCAAUAUCUACGGAUUGUUUUGCACCUGCUUCGAUGGUAAACUGAUGCAAAAUGACAUCCACAACAUGUAAAAAAAAUCUAUAUAUAUAUUUUUUUAUAUAUAUAUAUAUAUAUAAUAUUGAGUUACAUUAAUAUCGAGCCAGUGGAUAAUAAUUGUUCAGAGUUGAUCAGUUGAUCGAGCUACGUUUUCUCUCUUUAAACAACCAGCGUGCAACGCAGUGAGCGAUUUAAUUCUGUCACGUUUUAGUUGCGCGUUUUGUAGUCCUUCUUUCGCUGUAGUUCCACCGUAACAGCGCUCACGUCACUGACACGCGCCGUCGCGUCAUGAUGACGCGGCUCAUUGCUCCGCCCUCUUUCUCUGCUGUUAUGAGAGCGGAACGGCCGGAGUCGGAACCUGGUCCACCAUGCUGCGAGUCACGACCUCCUCGCUGUGCGCCUGCAGCCGGAGGUUGAGGCUCCUCGGCCCGCCCUCUGCCUCCGCCUCCACGGCGGCCCCUCCCCCUAAAACGCCGGAGAACCAGCUCACCGUGCGGUCCCUCUACCAGCUGUCGGUGGACAUCCGUAAGGUGCGCAAGUCCAAGGCCUGGGUUCUGUCCGAGGGAUCCGCGUACGUCCGCGAAACCGCCGAGCUGCUGCGGGACAUGGGCGCCGACGCGACGGCGAUCGCGAGCAUCCUGGAGACGCACCCCGAGGCGGUCCUGUGUCGCCCGGAGGAGGCGGCAGCCCAGCGCGACCUUUGGGUGUCCGUGUGCCCCAACAAGCGCGAGCUGAUGAGCAUGGUGGAGAAGUUCCCGGCCUCUUUCUUCACGCUGACCCACCACGGGCACCAGCGGGCAAACGUCCUCUUCCUCCAGAGUCUGGGCCUCGGCAACAGGAUCAUCGGCAAGCUGAUGGCCAGCGCCCCGCAGAGCUUCAGCCGACCCGUGGGGCUCAACAAGGAGGUCGUGCACACCCUGAGGGAGACCUACCUGGAGCUGGGCGGGGACGAGGGCGACCUGCGCGUCUGGCUGCGGAAGCUCCUCGCGCAGAACCCGCACAUCCUGCUGCGGCCGGCCGGCGCCUGGAGGGACAGCCUGGGCUUCCUGAGGGAGCGGGGCUUCACCACGGAGGAGCUCCUCGGCCUGGUCUCCAGCCUCAGGGCCUCCGUCGCGGAGCUGCGGCCGGAGGCCAUGCGCCGGGCGCUGGGUUACGUGGAGGCGGCCCUGGCCUGCUCCGAGGACGAACUGAAGCAGAUAGCGACCCGCUGCCCGGCCGUUCUGCACCACUCCCUGCCCACCCUGGCGGGGCGUUUCCAGGGGCUGAUGGACGUCGGGCUGAGCGCGCAGCAGGUGAAGGAGUCCCCGAACGUGCUGGAGCUCACCACGCCGAUCGUGCUCUACCGCAUCCAGAAGCUGGCCUCCCUGGGGUACGACGUGCGCUCGGGCAGCCUGGACGUCGUCGCGGGAACCAAGAAGGACUUCGAGACCAGCUGCGGCAAACUGCACCUGCGGCAGCGGCGGCCGAUGUUCAACCCCGUCGCUCCCCUCCGGCCGGCCGAGGAGUGAAGGUGCGCGAUACGCUGUUACGUGCUGGGUUCAGCCAUGCGACGCAGGUACUGCAUCUUAUGUCAGCAUACUGACAAAACGUUGGCUGUGAUUCAUAACAUGAUGCUUUUUAUGAGCAAUAAAUGCUGCGUCUACA
Gasterosteus aculeatus aculeatus (three-spined stickleback) is the source of this 2466-nucleotide messenger RNA. RefSeq names its product transcription termination factor 2, mitochondrial. The record is from RefSeq and is a predicted model, not a curated record. Gene Ontology annotation, biological process: termination of mitochondrial transcription; regulation of DNA-templated transcription. Gene Ontology annotation, cellular component: mitochondrial matrix. Gene Ontology annotation, molecular function: double-stranded DNA binding. Lineage: Eukaryota; Metazoa; Chordata; Actinopteri; Perciformes; Gasterosteidae.